Messenger RNA from Daphnia carinata, 1011 nucleotides. RefSeq lists its product as uncharacterized. The transcript has 4 exons. The coding region runs from base 1 to 1011 and encodes 336 amino acids. NCBI's taxonomy places the organism in Eukaryota, Metazoa, Arthropoda, Branchiopoda, Diplostraca, Daphniidae. The record is from RefSeq and is a predicted model, not a curated record.
AUGCGAAGAGGACUGUUACUUUUGAGAAGCAAUGCGUUUCGCAGAUUGCUGCGCAUAUCCGUCUUUUUCUUAUUCUUUGGAGCUGCCAUAUUGAUGAUGGCGAAGACCUUUCUAGGAACAAUUUUUCAAGGGUUUAGUGGAUCGCGUCACGAAGAAGAAUUAAGUUUCUUUAAUUUUAACAACGAAACUGGAGCCGACCACGUUAUCGUGCCCAAUAUUGUUCAUCUUAUUCGUUUCAACAAAACGGAAUUCUCUUUUAUCGAUUAUAUUUGCACACAGGCGGCUUUUCGUAACCACCGACCUGACUAUGUUUACAUCCAUACUGACUCACCAGGUGGUAAAUUUAUAGGUAAAUAUUGGGAACUGAUUGAACGUGAUCUCGAGUUAAGCUCUCGCAUCCAUAUUUUGCCACUGGAACCACCGUCAGAAAUUUUUGGGCAAGAACUCAAUCCCGAUUGGAGAUUAUAUCACGGUGGCGAUAUCGCCCGUAUACGCACCAUGAUGAAGUACGGUGGCAUUUACCUGGAUAACGAUGUUUACGUUAUUCGAAAUCUAGACAAGUAUCGCAAAUUCGAAAUGGCCAUCAAUUGGGAUGAGGGUCAAUUUCUUGGUACUCAGGUCCUUAUUGCCAAUCGGAAAGCUCGUUUUCUUCCAUUGUGGCUUAACUCCUAUCGGGAAUAUCAUCCGGAUCUAUGGUAUUACAACGCUGGAGAACGACCAACGGUAGAAAUUUUAUACAAGCAUCCGGAAUUGGUCCAUCGUGUCAAAAUGCAAUUUGGAGCUGAUUACGAUCUAUCGUAUAAUCUUUAUACUUACAAAGAAUUCGAUUGGCGUACGUUAGAUACCGUUCAUCUUAUGAUAAAUCAUCGUUAUUACAUGGAUCCUCGUUACAACGAAACACCGUUUUUUGACGAAAAUAUUGUAAAAAAUUAUGCCUACCCAUUUGGUGAAAUGGCUCGUGAGAUGAUAGCAGCUUCUGGAAUGGAAAAUUUGAUUGGCAAAAACAUUUAA